UCCUCUUGUUCGUUCUCUCAAGAUGCAAAUCUUACUACGAACCUUGUCCGGUGACUACAUCCCUGUCGAGGUGAAGGGUUCUGAUUCCAUUGACAGCAUCAAAGCUAAGAUCGAAGAGAAGGAAGGCAUCCCAGCUCAUAUGCAAAGGAUUAUCUUUGACAUCCACGACGUCUCCAAGGAGACCUUGUCACUGAGAACCAUCAACCUUGACGACACCAUUGACACCAUUGAUAAUGUGAAGGCCAAGAUGACCACCAACAGUCAAGUGAAGAAAGCCGGAGGAGAAGAAGAAAGCACAGAGAUAGAGCCAAACAAACUUGCUGAUGAUGAUGAUGAUUCUGAUGAUGAUGAUGAUGAAGAAAGCACAGAGAUAGAGCCAAACAAACUUGCUGCUGAUGAUGAUGAUGAAGAAAGCACAGAGAUAGAGCCAAACAAACUUGCUGCUGAUGAUGAUGAUGAAGAAAGCACAGAGAUAGAGCCAAACAAACUUGUUGAUGAUGAUGAUGAUGAUGAUUCUUAUGCACGUACUAAAUGUAGUAUUUGCGGAUGUCGCUGUGGAUGUGGUAGUUUUCUUAACCCUAAUAGGGUAUGUAUCCAUCACUAUGAAGAAUUAGAUCAUACUCUUGCGUGUCUGGAAGACAGUGACGAUCCCAAUGACAAGUUAUUGUAUCUAAAGCGUAAGGCUCAAUACGAUGAUUCGAUUUUUGAUCUUUCGUAA
Molecule: messenger RNA, 718 nt
Organism: Lotus japonicus
Lineage: Eukaryota; Viridiplantae; Streptophyta; Magnoliopsida; Fabales; Fabaceae
Product: ubiquitin-NEDD8-like protein RUB2
Exons: 2
Coding region: 23-718 (231 amino acids)
Biological process (GO): modification-dependent protein catabolic process; protein ubiquitination
Cellular component (GO): nucleus; cytoplasm
Molecular function (GO): ubiquitin protein ligase binding; protein tag activity
Source: RefSeq, a predicted model, not a curated record